AAAGUAUGGGAGGGGGAGAGACAGAGGAAAAUGGUUUGGGAAAAUUAUUUGAAUAAGGUAGUAGAAUGAAUCUUAAGACUUCGUGAGGCGGUGCAGGAUUGAGGUUAUGAAAAUUGGUCUGAAGUUGUUUAUUUUUUGUGUGGUGUGGUGUAUCAGUGUAAUUAUCUGCUUUGAACCAAUAUUAUAAUGAAUUACUGAUCAAUUUUGAAGUCUGCAUUUAUUGAAUUGAAUCACUCGUUCAUACCUUUCGCCGCGAAUGAUGCAUACAGUGCCGCAAAAAGUAUAUAUUUUGGGUGAUAGAAUUCGCGACGAUGAAAAGUAAUACAAUAGCUACGUAAUUGAGUAUUCUCGAAGUGACAUUUAUUAAUUUUUGGAAGAAAGAUCUCACGUCUGCAACUGACAAGUUUUUGAUGUGAAUAGCGUCCGUCAUUUUCAAACACAACACGGCGAACGUUUGAACUGUUCUUGUUUUUUUUUUUAAAUGUAAAUACAUACGAGUUUUUUGACCCGAGUAUAGGAAAUUCGGAAGAUUUGUUCUUUUGAAAUAUCAUGAAUUAACCAUUGAAUAUCAGUUCAAUGAGUGGUUAAACAGGUAUACUUUUUUUAAGCCGUCAACAUGAUUUGUUUUCUUUUGUGUAUCGCCGCGUUCUGCUGCAUCCUGUUCAGAAUCAUCCAGAGAUCGCACAUAUGGCUCAGAAAAAUGCGUUAUGUGGAAAAUGUUCCCGGUCCCCCACUUAAAAACAGAUUAAUAGGACAUUUAAAGGAGGCUAUGGUCUCUCCAGCAGGCUUACCAGCGGAAUCCUACAGGCAUUAUAAGGAAUAUGGGGGUAUAUACCGAUUCUGGCUUUUGGGGUACCCCAUUAUAUUCAUCGGAGAGGGCAAAUACGCUGAGAUCUUCUUUACAUCCAAAACCACUGAAAUCAAACCGGAUCCCUACCGGUUGCUUCAUGUUUGGCUUGGUCUUGGAUUGUUGACCAGUAGAGGACAGCUUUGGCAGAAAUGUAGGAAACUCUUAACUCCUGCUUUUCAUUUCUCAAAUCUGACAAAAUUUUGCGACGUAUUUGUCAAAAACACUCGGACGAUGGUCCAACAGUUACAUCAAACACCGGAUGGAAGUCUUGUUGACGUAACUACACUGAUGAAACUAGUUGCUUUGGAUAAUAUUUGCGAAACUGCAAUGGGGAUUGAAAUCAACGCCUUGAAAAAUCCAAAUCACAACUAUAUUCGGGCAGUAGAAGACUGCACGCACAUGACAAUGGAGAGAUUCACCAAGCCCUGGUGCUGGAAUGAUUUCCAAUUCUUCAUCAUGCCGAACGGUAGAAAAUACUGGAAAGAUUUGCAUACGAUUUUUGAGCUUACAGAUAAGGCCAUUAAUAACAGAAAAAUAGGAAGAGCAGAAAGAAUACAAAAUUCCUCUCAGCACCUCGACGAGGCCGAAGAACCUAAAAAAAUGGCUUUCCUUGAUCUUCUACUUGCAUCGUGCGAGGACAGUUCCGUUACUUUAUCGGAUGAAGAUCUGAGAGAUGAGGUCAACACUUUCAUGUUUGAGGGGCAUGAUACGACUGCAGCAUCGAUGGGCUUCACUUUAUUCCUCUUGGGAGUUCAUCCUGAGAUUCAGGAAAAAUGUUACCAAGAACUUCGUGAAAUUUUUCAAGACUCAGAUCGAAGCCCAACUAUGGAGGAUUUGCAGAAAAUGAAAUAUUUGGAGCAAGUGAUCAAAGAAAGUAUGCGUAUGUUUCCAAGUGUCCCAGUCUUAGGGAGGGAAGCUACGGAUGACGUAAAAUUAGGUGACCACAUGAUUCCGAAGAAAUCAGUUAUCUUAUUGAAUGUCUACAACCUGCACCGAGACCCGAAGGUUUUCCCAGAUCCAGAAAAGUUUAAUCCUGAUCGGUUCAGUCCAGAGGAGAGUUUGGGUCGACAUCCUUUUGCAUACGUUCCUUUCGCUGCAGGUCCGAGGAACUGCAUUGGACAAAAGUUCGCCAUGUUGGAGGAAAAAGUGGUACUGUCAUAUAUUCUACGUGAUUUUUUGCUGGAGUCAGAGCAUGGCAUGGAUGAACUUCAGCUGAGUUUUGCGAUGGUCAUCAGAUCUCAGAAAAACCUAAAUGUUAGAUUUACGCGCAGGAAAAAAUUUCAUGGCUUCGAAAGUUGACAUUAUAUUUAAAAAGAAGAAGAAAAGAAUAGUAUUACUUGUACAUUUUUUGGUGCUUUAAAUUUUCCCGAGAGGAGAGUUUCGGAAAAUCGUGAAAAAUAGAUUGUAUAAGUGUAAAGUAUCAAAUAUGAAAGAAGAAUCAUAGGUACACAUAUAUUUUCAUUAUACCCAGACAAAAUGACGUAAUUGCAUUCAAUGUUGGAAAACUUUCACUCACAAAUAGGAUUUUUAUCAAAAUAUUUAGGAUAUUUCUAACUGAAAUUGUAUUGCAUUUUUAUACUUAAUAAUCUCGAUCAGAAUGUUAGAUAACUGUAACCAAAUAAGUAGCUGUAUUUUUUCACAAAAUUAGUAUUAAAAGACACACAAAAAUUGGGUCAAAAAUAUAUUGCAUUUUGAAUGCACUAAAGCUGUUUCCUUACAUAACAUAAAAGGACAA
Bemisia tabaci is the source of this 2585-nucleotide messenger RNA. Its product is annotated as cytochrome P450 4C1. The record is from RefSeq and is a predicted model, not a curated record. Gene Ontology annotation, molecular function: monooxygenase activity; oxidoreductase activity, acting on paired donors, with incorporation or reduction of molecular oxygen; iron ion binding. NCBI's taxonomy places the organism in Eukaryota, Metazoa, Arthropoda, Insecta, Hemiptera, Aleyrodidae.